This is a messenger RNA of Miscanthus lutarioriparius, 498 nucleotides long. NCBI's taxonomy places the organism in Eukaryota, Viridiplantae, Streptophyta, Magnoliopsida, Poales, Poaceae. The record is from the annotation of a GenBank genome assembly.
AUGCCACCGCGAAAGCGCCCGGCGCCGCCGCCGGAGGAGCCCUCCCCUUCCUCGAAGCCUCAACCUGACGCACAGCCGUCCGAACCCUCCAAACCCUCCCCCGAUUCCGAGCAGCCGACCAUCUCGGCGACGAUCCUCGCCCAACUGCCCUCCCAGGAGCGCCUGGCAUACAAGCUCAUCUUCGAGGCGGGCAACAAGGGCAUGUGGAUGCUGGACAUCCGCAAGAAGUUGUUGAUGGGCCCCAACAUCGCCACCAAGGUCGUGCGCACCCUCGUUACGCAGGGGCUCAUCAAGGAGGUCAGCGAUGUGCGCCACCGCAGCAGGAAGAUCUUCAUGGCCACCGACUUCCAGCCCUCCGUCGAGAUCACCGGCGGCACCUGGUACCACAACGGCCGCCUGGACACUGACGCCGUAACCACUGCGCGCCGCUGCUGCCAAGCGCAGGUCGAGAGGCUCGGCGCCGCAACCGCGCAGAUGAUCCACCACGGCGCAUUCUGA